UUCCAGCAAUGGGAAGAACGUGUUGGGGAAUAGUGGGUGUGUGGUGUGUGUGGCGGGGAGGCGGGGAAGGCCUCAGGAAGCCUAGUGUGGAGCCGGCCAGCACCAACCAGGCGCGCGCCAUCAAGGUAACCCCCCUACUUCAAGGGGGGCAAGGUGCGCUUUAAUUCCGGCUCGUUUCCCCCCUUAUUGUGCUCAUUUGUGUGUGGGUUUGGCUCUGGCCUCACAGCUCAGUCAAGACCUAGUCUUAAAUUAACAAUAACAGAAACUUCUGAAAACCUAUUGGUCCAUACGAGGCAGCUUCUAUUUAUAUUCACUCAAACUCAUUCAAAUAUGUCUAAACAACGCUUGAAACUAUCCAGCGAUCCCACAUGUAUUAUGUAACCUGAUCCUUUGUAACAUAAAUCUACAGUCGUGUUUGCAAACCCGUAUUUACCCAGGUCUUUCGUCAAUAUAAGCCUAUCCUCGUCCCCACCUUCAUAACUCUCAGGCACACAACACACACCUGUCAGAAGAAAGGAAGCGACGACGUUUCGGUCCAUCCUGGACCAUUACCGAGUCGUGUGGUCGUCAUAACUGUCCCGGACGGACCGAAAGGUCGUCACUUUCUUUUCAGACGUGUGGGGUUAUGAGUCUAAUUCUGAGACGGGUUCCUGUCUUUCUAACUUGCGGGAUCAUCGUGCACUCCAGCUCUGCAUCCACGACUCCAGAGCCGGUCACAUCUGCCUCAUAUAUCACGGACGGAACACUCAAACUCAAUGCCAUCAGCAGCAUAUGCGAAACUAACGUCAGAGCAGCCAUAGCCCUCAGGGCUCUAGCCGAGGAUGCUUUCAACAUAUACAGCAUCUAUAUAUGAUGUUAAUGGACGAGAGGCGGGACCCAAGAGCUCUAGGUCAUCCCUGGCAAAUACAAAUAGAAGGAGAGGAACAAGGCGCAAGAUGACGGACGGACGGAACGGAAGGAGGGAGAAAAUAGACAGAAAGAUGAAAGCAGGUCCAGGGAAAGAGACGGGAGGGGGGGGGGAACCUGAACCAAAGAAGAAAGAGGAAGUGGACAAAGACGAUGAUAACAGCAGAUGGAAGAUGAAGAAUUAGGAUGAACAUAAAGAGAUGAGAAUAUACGACGAACGGAGAAACAAGGAACAAGUAGAGAGAACGCACAAAUGUCGACGUCACACAGGUGUGCCGGUAAAGUGGACGACAGCUAAGAGAGAAAGAGAGAAAGAGAGAGACAGAGAGAUAACGAAGAGACGCCAAAGAGAAAAAGAGAGAAAAACAAGACAGAAACGAAAUCUCGAUAGACAGACAUUAAUAAGAAUCAGAAAAUCCAGCAUAAUUUUCCUAAACGGUGAAAUCUAUAAAAAAAAUCCUAAAGUGUCUUCACAAAUCUUCCCGAAUCCUAAAUCAGACUCAGAAUUUACGCUGCAAGUGUGGCCAAAACCCAAGAGCUAUUCCCAUACUAUGAACGAAUGUUUUUGUAAUUUUCGUUUGAAUUAACAUCACAAACAUCUCCCCUCCCCCCCCUCGCCAUACACAUCAAAGGAAACCAUUAGAACCCUUAAUAAAACGCUCCCUAUUACUUCAUUCAAUUUUCCGUCAAACUAUUUAAUUGGUAUUUAAAAAUCCAACAAACAUUUGAACAAAAAUUGGUUUUAAACGCCAAAAGAACAAAAGCGUAGCAUAAAUACAUUCUAAUUAGAAAUCUCAGAAUCUUUUGAACUAUUUUAUAAAUCUGAGAAAUGUGUAUUUAUGGGAUACUAAUUAAAAUUUAAAAUUUGAUAGUUACAUAUUAAGGGCAAGAAAGCUGUAGGCUAGAAAUUUUAACUUAUACGAAGAUCUUUCCAUAGAAAUACCUGUUGGACACUGUCCCCACUAAGACCAGCUGUUGGACACUGUCCUACCACCAAGACCAGCUGUUAGACACUGUCCCCCCACCAAGCCCAGCUGUUGGACACUGUCCCACUAAGACCAGCUGUUGGACACUGUCCCCCACCAAGCCCAGCUGUUGGACACUGUCCCACUAAGACCAGCUGUUGGACACUGUCCCCCACCAAGACCAGCUGUUGGACACUGUCCCACUAAGACCAGCUGUUGGACACUGCCCCACCAAGACCAGCUGUUGGACACUGUCCCACCAAGACCAGCUGUUGGACACUGUCCAGUGAGGCCCUAUACAACAAUUUAACUAACAAAAAAAUAAUUAAAAUCUAUCAUUCGAGAAAAGAAGCCUGACCUCUCCGACCUCUCACGCGACCUCCUGACCUCUCACACGACCUCCUGACCUCUCACACGACCUCCUGACCUCUCACGCGACCUCCUGACCUCUCACACGACCUCCUGACCUCUCACACGACCUCCUGACCUCUCACACGACCUCCUGACCUCUCACGCGACCUCCUGACCUCUCACACGAUCUCCUGACCUCUCACACGACCUCCUGACCUCUCACACGACCUCCUGACCUCUCACACGACCUCCUGACCUCUCACACGACCUGGCUAAUGAGCGGUGAGGCCAGAAGCAGCACCUCCCCCGCCCAGGAGGGGGAGGGGUCGCCCAGAGGCCUGUCGACGACCCCCCAACACAAUGGAGGGGGCGGCAUCCCCCUGCCCCCCCACCACUCCACAAUGACGGGGGAGGCCUGGCACCAACCCCAGCCCCGGGAACCCACCCCCCACGACCACCCUGGCGGGCUGAACCUGACAGUGAUGGGGAAUACCAGCGGCCACAGCGAGGCGGCCUCCACCUGCGGCACGCCCGUAGGGGAGGUGGGCGUGGCCACCAACGUCAUCAUACGGGAGGACGUCAACCUGUCCGCCCGCACGCCCGUCAAGCAGGAGGAGGAGGAGGAGGAGCUGAAGCACGCCUACACGGCCGCCCACGCCUACACCCACACCAUCCACGUCACCCCCAAGUCAGAGGUCAAAGGUGAGAUGGGCUCCCCUCCUCCGUCAGCCGCCACCACACACAUCCCAGCCACCGUUCACGACCUCGACCACGCCUCCUACCAGUCGCCGUACUCCGUGCAGAGCGUGGUGGUGUACGAACCCAGCCACCAGGUGGAACACGUGCACACCCACACCGUCGACGCCCAUGGCCACGCCCACUCCCACCUGAACUCCGAGGGCGCCACCUACGCUACCUUGGAAUCAGCGCCCGCCAUCACCACCCUCGCCUCCAUCCCCUACUCCGACCCCUACUACUACUACAAGACCCAGGACAUGUACGUGAAGGAUGACGGGCGCCGUUCGAGUGCGUACGAGUUCGUACAGUCUCCGUACGGCCCAGCGUCCGGGCACGCCCACGCCCACCUGCAGAAGGCGGACCCUACCAUGUGGGCACCAGGUCCUGAGUAUACCCAGCUGCCUCCUCUGGAGUACCUACCCCAGCAGGAGGUACUGGAGCGGUCCACGCCCCUUCCCCACCACACCUACAUGACCUCCCCUGCCGCAGCCUGGGCCAGCCCCGCGCCCUACGACUCCAUCUUGCAUACGGCCUCCGGAGAGACCUAUCGACGCAUCGAGCCAGGUGACCCAGACAGCAACGAGAACAGAGAGUGUGUCAACUGCGGAUCAAUGACGACGCCACUGUGGCGCCGGGACUCCGGGGGCCACUACCUCUGCAACGCCUGCGGCCUCUACAGUAGGGCCAACGGCAUCAACCGGCCGCACGUCCGCUCGCAGAGACGACCCGUCAGUCCCUACGUGGCCCCGACGGCGACGCCUCAGCCUCCACGACGGUCCGGGAUGACCUGCUCCAACUGCCAGACGACCAACACGACGCUCUGGAGGCGGAACAACAACGGUGAACCCGUCUGCAACGCCUGUGGCCUCUACUUCAAGCUCCACGGGGUAAGCCGUCCCCUCACCAUGAAGAAGGAAGGACCCAUCCAGACUCGCAAGAGGAAACCCAAGAACGCCGGCUCCUCCGCCUCCUCCUCUGCCUCCUCCUCGUCUCAGCAGCAGCAGCAGCAGCAGCACCAACAGCAGCAUCAGCAGCAGCCUGUCCCCAACCGCUACACCUCCCCCAGUAUGGGUGGCGCGUCAUCGCUGAAGCCGCUGCCGACGGCAUCCUAUGUAUCGACAGUCAUCACCAAUUACGCGGAUCACCAUGCAGCCGACCACUACGGGGGUGGUAGCAGCAGCAGUAGCAACAACCCCGUCACCCUCCACCACCCCCACCACCACCUGGACCAGGGCGGCCACCUCCUGACGGGGGCCGCGGGUGGCGGCGGGGUGGGGCUCUCUACCCUUCCUCCACAUAUGCCCGCCCAGCUGGUGUCCUACCCCUCCCCUUCCUCCACCCCACAACACAUCCUCCCCAACUCCCAGCAACUCUCACAACAGGUACUGAAGCAGUUACCAGUGCUGGAACCCCUGGAAGACUCCAACAUCAAAUACGAACACUCGAGUUAAAGCAACAUAAGGGGUGACGCUGGAUGCUCUGGCCUCGGCUGAGCUAGGGGACCCGGCCGGGCCUUCACAGACGGAAGAUAAUUAGGCUGCAGCCCCGGCCAGCAGCAAUGUGAAGCCAGCUAAUACUGCAUGCCAAAGCUCAAAAAUGACACUUAAACUAGACGACUCUUACACUCCUGAAUGAGUUUGGGUUAUAAACUCGUUUCGGAAACGAAGGACCCCAGAGAAAUAAGUUUGUUCUUCCAGUGUCUCAGUGCUGCCAUUCAGAGAGGAAAUGCCCGUUGUAUCCUCAUCACAAGUCCAACAACACCGAGAGAUGAAGGAGGUUUUCUAAAAUUAAUUGUUAUUAUAUAUGUGAACUGUAUAAUCUUCAACCCGAUCGUACCUAAUAAAUUAAUAACUUAUUACUUAACAAAUAGAUAGGGCGGUAGAAGAAAAUACUCAAGGCAUCCAGAAGAGCUUCAAUACUUUCCCUGUAGCAUUUAAUUCUCUUCCCCGAUGAUGCAUAUAUAUAUAUAUAUAUAUAUAUAUAUAUAUAUAUAUAUAUAUA
Procambarus clarkii (red swamp crayfish) is the source of this 4961-nucleotide messenger RNA. RefSeq names its product GATA-binding factor 5-A. Gene Ontology annotation, molecular function: DNA-binding transcription factor activity, RNA polymerase II-specific; RNA polymerase II cis-regulatory region sequence-specific DNA binding; zinc ion binding. The record is from RefSeq and is a predicted model, not a curated record. Gene Ontology annotation, biological process: cell fate commitment; negative regulation of transcription by RNA polymerase II; positive regulation of transcription by RNA polymerase II. NCBI's taxonomy places the organism in Eukaryota, Metazoa, Arthropoda, Malacostraca, Decapoda, Cambaridae.